AGAAUGUGACCCAGAUAUACGUCACAUCCGGCGUGUGACGUCAGUUUUUAUGCGAGGCUUCCGCGCGAGGCAUGCUGGAGGAGCUCGCGAGAGCAUUGGUAACGAAAAUGGCGACCAAAGAGGUUGAAUCGAAAGCAACGGAAACAGUCAGGGGCCAACUGUUCGAGGUUGCACCGCGGUACACGAAUUUAGCUUACAUCGGAGAAGGUGCAUACGGCAUGGUCGUGUCGGCCUUCGACAAUGUGACCAAGGAAAAAGUGGCCAUCAAGAAGAUCUCCCCGUUCGAGCACCAGACCUACUGCCAGAGGACACUGAGGGAGAUCAAGAUCCUCACACGGUUUAAGCACGAAAAUAUUAUAGACAUCAGAGACAUCAUCAGGGCACCCACAAUCGACCAGAUGAAAGAUGUCUACAUUGUGCAGUGCCUGAUGGAGACUGACCUGUACAAGCUGCUCAAGACUCAGAAGCUGAGCAACGACCACAUCUGCUACUUCCUCUACCAGAUCCUGAGGGGCCUCAAAUACAUUCAUUCGGCCAAUGUGCUGCACAGGGAUCUCAAGCCUAGCAACCUGCUCCUCAACACCACUUGUGACCUCAAGAUCUGCGACUUUGGCCUGGCGCGGGUGGCGGACCCCGAGCACGACCACACGGGCUUCCUGACGGAGUAUGUGGCGACGCGGUGGUACCGGGCGCCGGAGAUCAUGCUGAACAGCAAGGGUUACACCAAGUCUAUUGACAUCUGGUCUGUGGGCUGUAUCCUGGCGGAGAUGGUGUCCAACCGGCCCAUCUUUCCGGGCAAGCACUACCUGGACCAGCUGAACCACAUCCUGGGCAUCCUAGGCUCCCCGUCUCAGGACGACCUCAACUGCAUCAUCAACGAGAAGGCCCGCUCCUACCUGCAGUCCCUGCCCCACAAGGCCAAGAUUCCCUGGACCAAGCUGUACCCGGAUGCAGACCCCAAGGCGCUGGACCUCUUGGACAAGAUGCUGACGUUCAAUCCCCACCGAAGAAUCAAUGUGGAAGAAGCCCUCGCCCAUCCUUACCUGGAGCAGUAUUACGACCCCGGGGACGAGCCGAUGGCGGAAGAGCCGUUCAAGUUUGAGACAGAGCUGGACGACCUGCCCAAGGAGCGACUCAAGGAGCUGGUCUUUGAGGAGACCAACCUGUUCCGGUCCAGGUGCCCCACCAGGCCGGCACAGCAGUCGUGAGCACCACGCCCACCUUCCAGACUGCUGUCAGCGAAGGGGCCAUCACUGCGUCGUAUGCGCAGCAACCUCCUCGUCUUGCAAGCCUCGCCGAGGCACCGGGCCCAGCUCCGGCCACGUUUCCCCGCCUGUGCCGAAGUUUGAAACGGCAAGAGGAGGUGCGAGAGGGGGAGAAUGAGACUUUCCCCCACUCAUCUGCUUGUCCCCUCACCCCUGGGUGUCCUGGACGGGACUGGGUGUUGUGCUAGUUCCCACCACCACCCCCGUCCCCCUCCUACGUCAUUUUGUUUGGCUUGGUUCUCGCAAACGGCCGGCCUGCCCUGCCCCGGCACAGGCCCCGGCUGCGGCUACGGUGACGAAGACUUCCGGAAGUGACUCGGGUGUGCAACUUGCGUGACCGCAAAAACGUCUAGGGUUGUGUUCUUGUUUCUUUGUUGUUUUUCCAGUUUGUCUUGGAGGCCUAACGUCGCUUUUAAACAUUUUUCUUUUUUGCUUUUAUUUUCGUUUGGAAUUACUGUACUAACGACCCUUUCGAAUUGGUCGAUGGCUGCCGCCCUUGCUGCAUUUCCCCUCCUCCUUUACCCUCUUCGAAGCUUAGGACGUCCCUUUCUUCCCCGUUCCGGAUGCCGUACCCCCCCCGUGGGGGGAAUCCUCGGCCUGAGAAGAUGUUUUCUUGCUCUCCGUUGAUGUCUCUGUCUGUCAUCUGUGCUUUCUGUAACGCACUCUUCUCCUUAAUCCGAGAGGGAGCGAAGAAUUUAGGUGUCUCGUUUUUCUUUUUUCUUCUUUCUCUCGCAUUAUCUGCAAUGUCCUUGCAUGUUGUCAGUGAAAGAACGAACCGUUUCCUGCAUCGCCGAGCGCUUGGACAUUUUGAGUCUGCUGCGGCGGUCACGACGAAUCGGCUGCGCAGACUUUAGCGACGAGUGCCAAUCUUGUGCUCUUAACUUCGCUUCUUUCGGGUCUAAAACGUACAAUCUAAAAGGUUAAAAGCCUGCCUAUACAAGUGUCGUUCCAUCUGCUUCUCUAUAUCGUCGCCUUGCUCUAGCGCGCGGUUGGCACGCGGACCCCCGAGAUGUACGUGCAACGAGCGCCGAGAAAAAGGUUGUUUGAGUGUCUUUCUGCCGCACGAAGCCGUCAUAUCCGAGUCGUGUAGCACACCGAACCAAUUAGAGUUAGAUAAUAAGUCCUAACCUCAUGCUUCCUGCGUAGCAUUAGACCAAAGGCAAGUCCAGCCGCACGACUUUUGGCUAGAGCCUGCGACCGCCCGACUAGCUAGGAGGCUUUUUUGGCUGCUUAUCGACGCGGGAGGACAUUUGUAAAGUAUGUGUAACAUAUUAGCCAGGGGAUUAGGAGGCAAGGGUUUGCAGGCAAGCUCGACUUGCACAAGCAAAGUUCUUGCAAUGUGGUCGAGGAGUGCGCACAUCUGCAAAUAAGCAAGACCUCGGAAUGUUUGUGCUGCGGAGUGCUUCCCAAGACCUCCUCAAGUCACUUGGAGUUGGUGGGAUUGGAAACACCCGAAGCAAAACAUAUUGAGGAGUGAUAAAAAAAAAAAAAAAAAGGAAUGUCUUGCCUUUGCAAAGAUGCUUUUCUUCUUCGUGUCAUUUUUGUCUCAUGUGGCGACCGUCUCCUGUGUACAGUGCAUCAAGUGUUGCCUGGAGGAUCUGGAAGCAGUUUGGAAGAGUGUACAUUUUUUUUCAAAGGCCCUCUUUCUUUGUUGGUGUGUAUGUGUGCACAGCAGUUUUCAAGCUCUCAGACUUGAAAUGGCCGACAAUGCAAGGGGGACAAAAGAAUAUAUUUAUUGAUUUUUUUUUUUAGGGUCCCCAUUGUCGUAAAUUGAAUAAAUAUUUCAUUUUCCUUCCUUUGA
Messenger RNA from Ixodes scapularis (black-legged tick), 3066 nucleotides. It is a transcript of the gene rl, whose product is annotated as mitogen-activated protein kinase 1. Gene Ontology annotation, molecular function: MAP kinase activity; ATP binding. Lineage: Eukaryota; Metazoa; Arthropoda; Arachnida; Ixodida; Ixodidae. The record is from RefSeq and is a predicted model, not a curated record. The transcript is spliced from 8 exons. The coding region runs from base 72 to 1208 and encodes 378 amino acids. Gene Ontology annotation, biological process: intracellular signal transduction; protein phosphorylation. Gene Ontology annotation, cellular component: cytoplasm; nucleus.